Molecule: messenger RNA, 3498 nt
Organism: Dinoponera quadriceps
Lineage: Eukaryota; Metazoa; Arthropoda; Insecta; Hymenoptera; Formicidae
Product: integrin alpha-9-like
Exons: 20
Coding region: 132-3407 (1091 amino acids)
Biological process (GO): cell-matrix adhesion; cell-cell adhesion; integrin-mediated signaling pathway
Cellular component (GO): integrin complex; external side of plasma membrane
Molecular function (GO): integrin binding
Source: RefSeq, a predicted model, not a curated record
CGCGUAUAUGUGACCGAGAGAGUCACACCUCGCGUUUUACACAUCCUCCUUGUGUGUUUUUAGUUGAAAGAGAAAAGAAAAACGCGAGCAAAGGCAAUCAACCGGGACCAACACAGUGCGUCGCCUCGCCGAUGGCGUUUCACACGCGUAACGUCGUCGUUCGUCCCGACGACAGUGGAGAGCCACGGACCCGACAUCUCGUCGCGCUGCUGAUGAUUCUCGCAGUGUUGAUAUGCAAUCUCGCAACGGUGUCCGCAUACAAUAUCGACACGAAUUACCCGAUGCUUUAUCCGAACGAGGUGGCCAACGGGGCCGAUUAUCGCGCCACGAAUUUCGCGCGCAGUUACUUCGGCUACUCGGUGCUACUAUUUCGUGAUUUAAAAUAUAAUUCCACAUGGCUAAUUGUAGGCGCACCUCGUGGAAACUACACUCAUCCGACACGCAAUCAAUUGCGGGAUCUCGUCGAACCCGGUGUGGUUUACUGGUGCCACAUAUUAGGUAAAUGUGUGCCGAUCGAACCGGCUAUUGUCGAGGAUGAACGUAUAGCCAUCAAAUCGUAUAACUUGAACGGACGUGUAAUCAAGGACCACUCCUGGUUCGGCGCUGCGAUAUCGGUCGAGAAGACCAGCAACUACUUGACGAUAUGUGCACCUCGAACGGUCAUGUCUAUUACGACAUUUAGCAAAAGCGUGCACACUAUGCACGGUAUGUGUUACAGCAAUGACGUGUUCAAAAAUGUUAAAGUGAUGUCGGAGACAUCCAAUAUCGAAUAUUACGAUUUUAGCCAGCAAUGGUGGUACGACCCAUUGUACGGUUUCUCCGUUACCUAUGCGCCAUCGCAAAGCGGAAACGUAGUCAACCGUAUUAUCGGAGCACCGAAUCACGUCAUUACCGGUUCCGUCACGAUGAUGCGUUUGACGAAGUCAGGUUUCCACGUGACCUACAAAGAAACCACGAACAUACCGAUAUUCGACAGUACGUCGCGAUUCGGCUACUCGACAACUGCGGGAUAUUACUUCAGCCCGACACAAAUGCUGUACGCCUCCGGGGAUCCAUCGUGGAACCAUAUGGGACAAGUUGCCAUACUCGAUCAGAACAGAAGGCCAUUCAUGGUCGCGAAUAUCAGCGGCAGCAGCACGGGCGAGUAUUUUGGUGCGAGUUUGGCCAGCGGUGACUUAAACAAAGACGGCUUGGACGACCUCGUCGUCGGGGCGCCACACUGGAAAAACGAUAACGGCAGGGUUCACGUCUACCUAGGCACACGUAAGGGCAAAUUCGACGCGUCCGCGAUUUUGGAAGGCGACAACGAGGAUGCGCUCUUCGGCUAUGCCGUUGCGUGCGGCGAUCUGGACAAAGAUGGCUUCAGUGAUAUCAUAGUGGGCGCACCUUGGGAGGAAUCUGGAGCGAUUUACAUAUACAACGGCGACGCUAAUUUGAAGGACAAUAUGAAACUCACCGCAUCGCAAAGGAUCACGAUGCAGUUGCCCUCGUUUACCAUCCCGGAGAAGUUGGACAUACGGACGUUCGGGUUCUCGAUUGCGGAACCGGUCGACAUUGACGGCAAUGGGUACGCGGACAUCGCGGUAGGCGCGUACAAAUCCGGACACGCUGUGAUCCUACGAAGCAGGCCGGUCGUAAAAACAAGCUUGACCAUUCGCACCGUACCGGACACGUUGCAGAGAAACAUCCGAAACUUUCUCGUCCAAGUGUGCGUACAAUACAGCGGCUACGACAUGGCGAGGAUGCAAGCCUUCGAGAUCUCUCUUACCGUGGACGAGAGUCACAAGCGUACCGAACAGACAUUAAUCAAGUUGCCCUCGGCGAAUAUCUCGCACGAUAACUGUGUGAACACGCCUGUUACACUUUCGAAAAACAUUCAAGACUUCAUCGAACCCAUCACUAUCUACGCGCUGCACAAUUUCACGCACCAAGAUUCACGGCAGAGCGACUUCUGCCCGACCUGUCCCGUCGAGUGCAAGAGCGACGCGUCGAAGGGUACGCAGGCCUUGCUUUCCUUCGACAUCGGAUGCGGGGCGGACAGAGUCUGCAAUUCCAACAUAUCCGCCAUUGUGAGGUUUUCGGGAGUCAGACAAGUAGAGAAUACGAAUAAUGAUUCGUGGGUGAUCGGAUCCAACGACAUCACUCUAGAGGCGUCCUUGACGAACCACGCUGAGCCAGCGUAUCUCACGACGGUCGCGUUCAUCCUCCCGCGUGGCAUAGUCCUGCGCAGCAUCCUGCCGUCUUGCCAGGAGGACACGGUCGGGGACAACUUGACGGUCACCUGCAGCGUCGGCAAUCCACUCGGAAAGGAUGAGCUGAAAAUCGUGAAGCUGGAUUUGGACAUGAGGCAUCUGACCGACGGCUCGCUACACGGACACGUUUUGGAGUUCAUCACGGAGAUACAGACUCGUAGCGUGAACCGUGGCACGCGUACGAUUAAAUCCUCGCUCACUCUGCAGAGCGAAGCGUUCCUCUCAUUGAACGGGAAAGCGAACGAAGAAAGUUAUUAUUUACCCGACUUGGACAAGGAACAAUUGAACGUGAGCUUCCAGCAUACGUAUCUGGCAGUAAAGUCCGGCGCGACGCCGAUAAAAGAAGCGCGACUUCUCGUGAGCAUCCCUACCUCUGUGAACGGCUCGAGUUCCUUGAUAUUUCUACACAAGCCAAGAAUUUAUAUAGCCGGAGGAUACCGUGAUUGCUCGUCGCACGGAAUAGACGUGAUAGACGCGCAACAGAACGAGCAUCAACACGAAAUCGUGUCGGACACGUCCGAGAUGAAUGUACCUAUGUUCAAUAAUGGGACGCCGCCGAAUGUGUCGCACCAACUGCUCAAGAGAGACCUGAGCAUCUACACAAACGUAGCGGCUCGCCUCACGCAAGCAGUGUACAACGCGAGAACGACAAAUGCAACCGGUAAUCUGACGCGACAGGAUGUCGUGCAUCUAAACUGCUCGACGCCCAGCGUGAAUUGCUCGAUCGUGUACUGCGACCUGAGCGAGUUGAAGACGCAACAGGAUGUCGGCAAGUUGGUGGUGAAGCUGAUUCUCAACGCCACGAAGCUCAAAGACACUAUCGGACUGUCGGACGAAACGAAGAUCGUCAAGUUCGGCACGGAAGCUCAUGUCGAGAUUAUACAGCCAGCUGACAGAAUCGUCAGCGCGGAGGACACCAGGCGCGACAUGAAUCUCACGACGGAAUUUCACAGCACCGAGAAAACGCAGGAGCUGCAACUAUGGGUAGUGCUCGUCUCAGUCUCGUUAGGCCUAAUACUGUUGUGUAUCGUCGUUAUCUUAUUGUGCAUGACGGGUUUCUUCAAGAGAUCGAUGAAGGAGGAACUGACUGCUUUAAAAGAGAACGAGAUGACGGAGAAUAUAAAUAAAGACGAAAUCACAGAUAAUUCCGAAUAGAGGAAAUACUUUGUACAUCUCUCUAUUCCACAACUGUUGUGAUAUAUACUUAUAAGGUGUACAAAUAAAAAUUCCGAAUUACAAAAAUUAA